This is a messenger RNA of Oreochromis niloticus (Nile tilapia), 1134 nucleotides long. RefSeq lists its product as uncharacterized. The record is from RefSeq and is a predicted model, not a curated record. The transcript is spliced from 8 exons. NCBI's taxonomy places the organism in Eukaryota, Metazoa, Chordata, Actinopteri, Cichliformes, Cichlidae. Bases 36 to 968 code for a protein of 310 amino acids. Gene Ontology annotation, cellular component: membrane.
AGAAGGAAACAGACGUCGUUCCUCUUUCCACAGCGAUGGUUGGUGGUCAACGUUGUUAUUGUAGCUACUUCGUUCACAGCAUAGUUCUGCUGCUCUGGGUCUGUCUCCAUUAUGUGGAGGCUUCCAGUGGAAAACAUGUCAUUCAUAAAAAAGUUGGCGAUACUGUGGAGCUUUCAUCAGGCUUACCAACUGAAGGUGUGACCGUGGCAACGUGGAGAUAUGGAGGAAUAAAUGUUGCAGACAAAGAUGUGGGUGUUUUUGAAAAAUCUCCAUUUAAGGACAGAUCAGAGCUGAACCUCACAGACUUUACUUUAACAGUGAGAAAACUGACUCUUCAAGAUUCUGGUGAUUUCAUGUUUAUCUCAGGCUUGAAUAACAAGCAAAGGCCUUCAGUCACCAUCACUCUGCAAGUUCAUGAGCCCAUAACUAAACAGCCUGUCAUAAAAAUCAAUUCUACCUGGGAGGCUUGUAAUGAAUCAUGUAAAGUUCUGCUGGAGUGCAGCGCAACUGGUGAUGUCAGCUACAAGUGGACUGUAGGAAAACAAACACUAACUGGUCCCAGGCAACAAUACAUCAUCAGGGAGCAGGAUGGAGAGACCAAUGUCACCUGCACAGUUUCCAAUUAUGUCAGUGAGAAGUCUGCAUUUCAAACAGUGAAGUGCAGCAAAGAUCAUUCACACAGAAAAGAAACAGAGGACAGCUCUUCUUCUUCUCUUCUCAUGUUCAUUGCUGGGCUGUUUACUGGAGUAUUGAUCACUGUACUGUUGCUCUUUCUGCUUUACUGCAUAAAGUCAAAGGGUCUAUGUUGCAAAAGGCUCACACAGUCUGAAACAAUCAACCAGGAAGAAAAUCAACAACAUGUGUACUCGGCUCUUUCCCACGGUGAUCGUUGUGUUUAUGAGACAGUUAGAGGCUCUGAAGAUGCUGGACCAGCUGGAUCACAAAUACAGUGCAUCAAAUCAGACUAGACGAGCUGCAACAUUUAAGAUGUCCAAGAACAUGUUCUGAAAUUUAUUUUUUCAGGAUUGUAAAUGCCUAUAUUAUGUUUAGCAAGUCAUUUAUGAAUAAGAAAUGUAUUAUCUGAUCUCUGUUUUUGUCUAAGUUGGAAAUGUUUAAUAAACCUGUCUGAUGAGA